Messenger RNA from Acanthosepion pharaonis, 795 nucleotides. NCBI's taxonomy places the organism in Eukaryota, Metazoa, Mollusca, Cephalopoda, Sepiida, Sepiidae. The record is from the annotation of a GenBank genome assembly.
AUGAACUCUCUCUUUCCCUUUCGCCUUCUCACCCUCCCCUCCCUAUAUCUCCUCUCUCUCUCUCUCUCUCUAUCUAUCUAUCUAUCUAUCUCUCUCAAUUCCCAAUUUUUCUGGACCUUGGUUGAUUCGAUGUCAUUUGGAAUUCCUUUUCUCUUUUUGAUAUUUUUUGCUCAGAAUUUACAAGUUUCCUUUCCUUUAACUCAUUUUUUCCAGUUUAUGCUUCUUCCGUUUUAUCUUUCUUCCGUUUUAUCCCUCUUCCUUUUUGUCCUUCUUCCGUUUUAUCCCUCUUCCUUUUUGUCCUUCUUCCGUUUUAUCCUUCUUCCGUUUUGUCCUUCUUCCGUUUUGUCCGUCAUCAGUUUUGUCCUUCUUCCAUUUUGUCCUUCUUCCGUUUUGUCUGUCAUCAGUUUUGUCCUUCUUCCGUUUUUUUCGUCUUCCAUUUUGUCCUUCUUCCGUUUUGUCCUUCUUCCGUUUUAUCCCUCUUCCUUUUUUGUCCUUCUUCCGUUUUAUCCCUCUUCCUUUUUGUCCUUCUUCCGUUUUAUCCUUCUUCCGUUUUGUCCGUCUUCCGUUUUGUCCGUCAUCAGUUUUGUCCUUCCAUUUUGUCCUUCUUCCGUUUUGUCUGUCAUCAGUUUUGUCCUUCUUCCGUUUUUUCGUCUUCCAUUUUGUCCUUCUUCCGUUUUUCCGUCUUCCAUUUUGUCUUCCUUCGAUUUUGCCCGUCUUUUGUUUGGUCCGUCUUCCGUUUUAUCCUUCUUCCAUUUCCCGCCCAAAUAUGACAACAGCACUCCAUUCUCGGCCUGA